AUGGCAGCCAACGCCAAGCCGCUGAGUUUGCAGAUUGCCGAUGCACGUGGCAUUAGCUACAAGGGAAAGCCAUUAAUGUGGAAGGAACGGUUCAAGGCCCGGUGCCGGGAGGAGCUGCGGCGCAAGCGGUAUGCUGCCAUGGACCAGCGACGACUUGGCUCUGGGCACGACGGGACCACCGCGGAAGAAGGCACCAUGGACAUGGAAACGGACGUGGAACAGGUCAUGCGCGAGCAGCUUGCUCUGCUGCAGCAGCAGGUCGUUGGUGAUGACGUCCACGCCCUGUCACCAGGGGUUGAUGCCGCGCAGGCAUGGUCGACGGAGCCCGGCGCUUUGUGUAGCCGCUCUCAACCCUUCAGCCUCGGCAGUCACCCCCGUGGCGAUGCCCGGGAAACCCAUGCAAGUGCACACGACUUUAACAGUGAUGAGGGACAGGAAGAUGUGGAUAUUCUCACGCCCAGCACUGAGGCUGAAUAUGACUAUCUGCUCGACCUUUGGAGCGAGAUUCAGCAGGAACUCAUGGUGGAGGACGCCAGCCAGGCAUUUCUCGAGGACGAGGCGCAGAUCGAGGAGGCUGAGCAGGAGGAAGCACGCGCGCGAGACGAGGCCCUGGCAGCGCUCUCCCUUGCCGAUGACAACGCCGUAACCUGCCCCGUGUGCCGGCAUUCUCUGUUACGCAUGCGGCUCUGCGUCAUUUUCUGCCCCUGUGGCUUUCAGCUCAACACGCAGGACGAAGGCAUGACGCUGGCCCAGUUUGGACAUCUCCUCUACGACCUAGUCGAUGAGCACGACGCAACAGGCUGCUCGCAACGUCUGAGCUUUCGAGUCUGUGAAACCAUGGCAGAGCGCCGAUGCCCCCAAGUUUUGGAGGCUGCGUGUCGGGCUUGUGGAUUUAUGAAUUUUGUUUAG
This is a messenger RNA of Monosiga brevicollis MX1, 909 nucleotides long. RefSeq lists its product as uncharacterized. Gene Ontology annotation, biological process: protein import into nucleus. NCBI's taxonomy places the organism in Eukaryota, Choanoflagellata, Craspedida, Salpingoecidae. Bases 1 to 909 code for a protein of 302 amino acids. Gene Ontology annotation, cellular component: nucleus. The record is from RefSeq and is a predicted model, not a curated record. The transcript has a single exon.